ACUUUCCUGACAUCGAUUUCCUUAUCAGCAAUCGCAACCAAUGGUGUUGUACCGGGUGGAGGGCCGUAUUAUAUGAUAUCACGGAAUUUAGGUCCUGAAUUGGGUGGUGCAGUUGGUAUUCUCUUCUUUUUGGGUACCACAGUUGCUGCGUCCAUGUAUAUCACCGGUGCUGUUGAGAUUCUCAUUCUGUAUUUGUUUCCAGCAGCUAAAAUAUUCGACAACAUUUAUCAUUGUUUUCGAGUUCAUGGCACUUGUCUUCUCAUUAUUCUCGGUCUUAUUGUGUUGGCCGGAGUUAAGGUGGUGAACAAGUUCGCGCUGCCUGCCGUUUUUGUUGUUUUAACGUGUAUUUUAUGCACUUUCAUCGGUGUUUUCGUCAAACUGAAUGGCUCAGAUUCGUUGAAAUAUGUGCAGUUUAGAUAUUGUAUGGUUGGUGAUCGCCCUGUGGAUUUGGUGUCGUUCAAUGAAAAGUUUCACUAUGUACCGAAUUGUACUGCUGAAGCAUUGGAACCACUCUUUUGUACGGUGCUAAACGAAACGUCAAUGCAGUGCGAACCGUACUUCGCGCGGAUGGCACGUAUUCCCAACUGGAAAGGUGCUGGACCUGCGAUCCGAGAGCAUAUCGCGAUCCCAGGCCUAGCAAGCGGUGUUCUCUUCGAAAACCUUUGGAGCAAAUAUUUGGGUGUUGGAGAACUUUUAUCGAAGGAGAAACUACCACGUGAGAGGACGGAUCGUGCUCACGUUCAAGGUUACUAUAUAUUCGCAGAACAAGCAACAUCAUUCAUGAUUUUAAUCGGUGUCUUCUUCCCAUCUGCUACAGGUAUAAUGGCUGGCUCAAACCGUUCCGGUAAUCUGCGUGAUGCGUCCCGUUCAAUCCCACUCGGAACUCUUGGUGCACAAAUUACAACGAGUAUUGUUUGUAAGUGA
Anisakis simplex (herring worm) is the source of this 924-nucleotide messenger RNA. The record is from the annotation of a GenBank genome assembly. Lineage: Eukaryota; Metazoa; Nematoda; Chromadorea; Rhabditida; Anisakidae.